ACUCUUCUGCAUUGUAAAGGUAAAAGUUGUGUACUGGAAAUCAGCUGAUAAAUGAUAAAAACAAACGUUUACAUUGGGGUGAUUGCAGCUCUUAUGAUAAAUGAUGGUUUACAUCUUAUCACAAACUGAGGACACAUUCACUUAGUGAAGUACAUUUGCCACUGAUAAAGUGUGUGUCACUGUGUGUAUGUUUUGGACUAGGGGGUUGCAACUGUACUAUAGGAUUGGGAGAAAUUAAUGACAAUGAGUUUUGAUUCAAGUACAGAAGAUCCUAUGGAUUACCUUAAACCAAAGUCCAUGGAUAAGGAACCCCUUCUGGGGAGAAUAACACAUGCAAGUGCACCCCCAGGUUUUGGAAGUCGGCAUGUUUUAGCUUUGUGGGGAUUCUUAGGAUUCUUUAAUGUUUACUGUUUACGUGUAAAUCUGAGUGUUGCCUUAGUUGCUAUGGUAAACUCCUCAAAAAGUGAUUCUUUGGAUAAUAGUACAGAUUGUAAAAAUGACAUUCCUGCCAAUACAUCCUCAACUAGUACUGGUGAAUUUGAUUGGGAUACAAACACCCAGUCCCUAGUACUGGGGGCCUUUUUCUAUGGUUACAUCCUGACCCAGAUUCCUGGAGGGUGGCUGGCGGAGGUGUUUGGGGGUAAAAAGCUGUUUGGACUGGGAGUCCUGUGUACAGCUGUUCUAACCUUAUUGACCCCCCUGGCAGCUCGGUGGAACUUGUAUGUCUUCAUUGCUCUCAGAAUUGUAGAAGGAAUUGGAGAGGGAGUGACUUUUCCAGCCAUGAAUGCCAUGUGGGGGAAAUGGGCUCCUCUCUGGGAGCGAAGUAAACUACUGAGCUUUACAUAUGCUGGGGCCCAGUUAGGGACUGUGUUCUCCAUGCCUAUCUCUGGGAUCCUGUGUAACUCGGACUUUUUAGGUGGCUGGCCAUCUGUAUUUUACGUGUUUGGUGCUAUUGGCUGUGUGUGGUUUGUUAUUUGGAUGCUGGUUGUACAUGACACCCCUGCUGAACAUCCACGGAUAUCAAGGGAGGAGAGAAAUUACAUAGAGGCCUCUGUAGGAACAAGACUAAAACUGAAGACCCCCUGGCUGGCUAUAUGGACCUCCCCUGCUGUGUAUGCUAUCUGUGCUGCCCAUUUUUCAAACAACUGGGGAUUUUACACUAUGCUAACCUGUUUACCUAGCUAUAUGAAAAGGAUUCUUCAUUUUGAUGUGCAACAGGAUGGAUUUCUGUCUGCUUUGCCUUAUUUGGUUUGCUGGAUAUGUCAGAUGUCAUCAGGACAAAUUGCUGACUUCAUAAGACGGAAUAACUAUCUAAGUACCGCUGCUACAAGAAAACUUGUCAACUCAUGUGGUUUACUUUUACCUGCAAUCCUUCUGUGUUGUGUCCAGUUUGCUGGUUGUGAUCAUGCUGCAGUGGUUGUCAUAGUAACAUUUGCUGUAGGGAUGGGUGGUCUUUGUAUGGGCGGAUUUAACUGUAACCACAUUGACAUAGCUUCCAAUUUCUCAGGUACACUGAUGGGGAUCACCAACAUGUUUGCCACGAUUCCGGGAUUCCUGGGUCCCGCUGUAGUAGGAGUACUCACCAAACAUAAGGAUACUAGAGGCCAGUGGCAGAUAGUGUUCUAUAUCUCGGCAGCUAUUUACGUGACAGGGUGUGUAAUCUUUAAUGUGUUCGCGCGGGGAGAGGAGCAGUCCUGGAAUGUACCAGAGCAAUCAGUGUUAGUAUUUAAAGGGAAAACAAUUAACGAGAAGGAUGAAUCAGACAGCAGUAGGGACAGUAUAACAGCCAACGUCCAGACAUAUUGACGACGGCUUCAUCAUAGGACGAUAAAGGACAACGUCCAAUUAUACUGACUCGACACAACUUCAUUGUAUUUAAAAUUAUCGUUUAAAAUUUGAAGUGCAAUAUCAAGAAUGAAGCUGAUAGUUCAAUUCUGUUAUCCUUGUGAAAGUGGAUAUAAAGGUUGAAUAUACAUGUAAAUAUUAUACAUUUAUUGCGUGAUUUCGAGAGCAACAUGCGUUUUGUCGGACCUAAGAACCAAACUGUCUGCCUGAGACUGUUAGGUGUCUGGUUCAGCUUGUAAAAAAAGUGCCACAGAUGCACAAUUGGACAUUGUGAUUUGGUUUAAGUGUAAUUUGUUAUAUUCAUUUAUAAUAAGUUUGCAAUAUAUUUUAAAGACAGGGGGAAUGUAAACCACUUGGCUUUAAUAGUAUAUUCACCAUAAGUUUUGUUACAAGCAUGUUUUACUGUAAUGUAAAAGUAUAAUUAAGAAUUCUUUCAGACUUUCUGUAUACUCAGGUCCACAUGAUCUCUACCUCCAUUGAGGCACUGAGUAUGUGUCCUUCACUAACUGUGAUAGAAACAUGUUGUUUUUGUUUCAUGUCAUUGACAUUGUUCAUAGAAGUUGCAAACUGAUUUUCAGCUGUUAAAUUGAUGUGUGCGUCAGUGCAUGUAUGAUUAUUUUUGCAAGACAACUGCAGAGUAACUUCCCCUUUUGGUAUAUUUUUGAUGUUGAGUGAUUUUUAUUAGUCUAAAAGAACUGAUAACAGCUCCUGCAAAUAAAAUGUAAUUUACCUUAGUUACCGGGUAUUUUUGUCACUUAGUUA
Messenger RNA from Saccostrea cuccullata (small rock oyster), 2607 nucleotides. Its product is annotated as sialin-like. Gene Ontology annotation, molecular function: transmembrane transporter activity. Gene Ontology annotation, biological process: transmembrane transport; monoatomic anion transport. Gene Ontology annotation, cellular component: membrane. The record is from RefSeq and is a predicted model, not a curated record. The coding region runs from base 238 to 1806 and encodes 522 amino acids. NCBI's taxonomy places the organism in Eukaryota, Metazoa, Mollusca, Bivalvia, Ostreida, Ostreidae. The transcript is spliced from 11 exons.